AAAACAAACAAAAAACAUACAAAAAGCAAAAACCUGAAUGAUUUCUUAUCAGAUAUUUCCACAUAAUCUUCAUAUUCAAUAUUCAAAAUGGCUUUCAAAUGUGCAGUCGUCGGUGCCGCUGGCGGUAUUGGUCAACCACUUUCUCUUCUACUAAAGAAUGAUCCUCUAGUAAAGGAGCUGUCCGUGUUUGAUGUUAUCCCACUAGCUGCUGGUGUUGCCGCUGAUCUAUCCCACAUCAACACUGGAGCCAAGGUGACUUCUCACCACGGUUUCGACGGCGCUGAUAUCCGCGCCGCACUCACUGGAUGUGAUGUUGUUGUUAUCCCUGCCGGAGUUCCCCGCAAGCCUGGUAUGACUCGUGAUGAUCUAUUCAAGAUCAACGCUGGAAUUAUCAAGGGAAUCGCAGAGGCAGUUGCCGAUGCUUGCCCGAAGGCUAUGGUCUGCGUCAUCUCCAACCCCGUAAACUCGACAGUACCCAUCUUCGCUGGUGUGCUUAAGGCUAAGGGCUGCUUCGAUGAGAAGCGCCUUUUCGGUGUGUCCACCUUGGACAUCGUUCGCGCAAACACCUUUGUUGCCGAGCUUAAGGGCCUAAACGUGACCGACGUGAAUGUGCCUGUGAUCGGUGGACACUCUGGUGUGACUAUCGUACCUCUCCUGUCACGCACCACACCCGCGUGCGAGUUCACACAGGAGGAAGCUGAGAAGCUUACACACCGCAUUCAGAACGCUGGCACUGAGGUAGUUGAGGCCAAGGCAGGAGCCGGAUCCGCUACUCUAUCCAUGGCAUUUGCUGGUGCACGCUUCGCUAACAGUGUUAUGAAGGCCAUGAACGGUGAGGAUAUCACAGAGUGUGCGUAUGUAUACUCAUCUAUUCAGGAUGGAGUAUCUUUCUUCUCCACUGAAAUUUCACUUGGAAAGGAGGGUAUUUCCAAGAUCAACCCCAUUGGCAAGGUUUCCGAUUUCGAGCAAAAGAACAUUGAUAUUGCUACCGAUGCACUGAAGGCUAACAUCGCCGCCGGUGAAAACUUUCUGUCCGCCUAAGCGCACAGUAACAAUUAGUAAAAAUUAAAGUACGUGGAAAACCAAGGCCCGCAUACAAUUUAAUGUCGUCCGCGCUGAAUAUUCAGGUUCGACCCGGGCGUACGGGUUAUUAGUAUAAUAGGACACAAUCAUCAGUCUACGUUUACUUCCACUUGAAAACUUAUCAAGAAUUCUUUUGCCGUCAUAUUUUGUGUGGUGUUGCACGCGCAAUGAUAGUUAGAUCUCUUCAAAAUCAAUAGCAAUUUAUCAACAAGGGACGAGCGACGCGUGCUUAAUUUCAUUCACUCCCUCAGACGGUCAGGUGUGCACAGAUGGUCAAUAUAUCUGAGAGUGCGUACUGAAACCUUUAAAUCGAUUGGACAGCUCAUUUUGUGCAAACCACUAAAAGAGGUUCACUAGAGUAGUCAUUUGCCCGCAUCCCUACCAUAGUUUGCCAAUUGAUUUUUCUUGAGAUAGACGUCUUUUUUAAUCAACUUAUAUUCAGUUAUAUCAUUUAAAAGAAGGGUAUGUCAACACUAACAGUCGUCAUGAGUAUAGAAUAAAAGUAGUUAGGUACAUCUACUACGACUACCUUUUAAUUAUAUGCCAGAUCAGCGCGAUGCUGCAGCGCAAGUAACACUUGGUCUGCUUGUUAAGAACGCGUACUCGGAUAUGCAAGAUCAAAUCAUGAAGAUGGCAGUCUACUUGGAAAAAAAUUACAUGUGUACAUAUGUGUACAUUUCUUGCGUACCAAAUACAUGCAACAGAUAAGGAAUUAAAGUACUGCCUCAGAAGAAGAAACACUUUAUAUGCGUUUUGCGUGCUGGGCACUAUAUCCAUCGUUGGCAGGCCUAGCAAGUUUCCAUUAAGCAAUUCUAUGUGAUCUUUUCAAUAGCCACUAUUUUCAGUCAGUCAUAGCGACAGUACAAAUACAUAUACAUACAUAAUAUUAAGCUACAUAUAAUAAUCCAUAUAUAUUGAGAGUUGAAGCAGUGAACUUCAACGCAGAGGUGUCAGGUACAUAGAAGCAAAUAUAAAUAUCCGAAAAGUCGUUUCGUUCGUAUGUUUGAACACAUAAAUAAAAAUACACUACAUACAUAUAGUUACAGAUAUGCCGCAGCAGCUAGCAACCCGCCUGCAGCAUUUCUCUGGUGAAACAUGUAGAACCAAACGCCGUGACUAAAAUAAUGUCAAUUCAUUUUGCACCACAGAGGUAAGCGUUGUAUUUUUACUUUAACGUAAAAAAUAUAUUCUGUUCACUUGAGAAUCAACCAGUUGGAUUUCCGUUGCUGAAAACAAUAAUUAAAAAAACGUUUUAAC
Sphaeroforma arctica JP610 is the source of this 2340-nucleotide messenger RNA. Its product is annotated as malate dehydrogenase, mitochondrial. Lineage: Eukaryota; Ichthyosporea; Ichthyophonida. Gene Ontology annotation, cellular component: cytoplasm. The transcript is spliced from 3 exons. Gene Ontology annotation, biological process: tricarboxylic acid cycle; carboxylic acid metabolic process. The coding region runs from base 88 to 1041 and encodes 317 amino acids. The record is from RefSeq and is a predicted model, not a curated record. Gene Ontology annotation, molecular function: L-malate dehydrogenase (NAD+) activity.